Messenger RNA from Trichobilharzia regenti, 882 nucleotides. Lineage: Eukaryota; Metazoa; Platyhelminthes; Trematoda; Strigeidida; Schistosomatidae. The record is from the annotation of a GenBank genome assembly.
AUGGUCAAGGACCGAUUACCCGAGCUUGAAGCUCGAAUAAAGGGAAAAAAUGAUAAACAAAUUAAAAAGGAUGAGAACUGUAGCUUAUCUCAGUUCAAUGCUAAACUUUUCAAUCAAGUAAAUGAACUGCACACUGAUAUUGAACUUUUGGAGAAUGAUGUCAAUACAAUCGACAAACUUCAGAAGGAUAUACUAGCCACUCCGCAAAGAGAUUCAGAAUUGGACAAUCAGCUUAAUGCAGUUACUAAUUCCAUUAGAGACAGAGCACAUAAAAUCAGAAGUUCUUUAAAAGAAUUAGAACUAGAGGAGGAUGACAAACUUUUGUCAGGAACGACUGGUAAAUGUCGGCUAAAGUGCUCUCAGCAUGCUGCUAUUUCUCGACAGUUUGUUCACAUUAUGAACAGAUAUAGUCAAAUCCAAGUCGACUAUCGAGACAAGUGUAAGGCUCGAAUUCGAACUAAGCUCAAUGUUGCUAAUGUGACAUUUUCUGAGGAUGAGGUUGAAAAAAUGUUAGAGAAAAAUCAUCCUGGGAUUUUCACGCAGGCAAUUAUGGCAGAAACAGAAGCUGCAAAGCGAUCAUUAUCAGAUAUAGAAGCUCGACAUGCAGAUAUUAUUCGUUUAGAAAAAAGUAUUCAAGAGAUGAGGGAGUUAUUUUUCAAUGUGGCGCUUCUCGUUGAACAGCAGGGUGAUUUAAUCGAUCAGGUGGAAUACAAUUUGAGUAAAGCUACUGAUUGUGUUGUAAGUUCCAAGAGAACACUUUCUGCAGCUGUCAUUAGAAGUAAAAAGAAUCGUCGGUGCAAGAUAAUCUGUAUUAUAUUGGCUGUGGUGGCGAGUAUAUUGAUUCUAAUCUCGUUAGCUUCAGCAAUCGGUUUAACACGGUGA